This is a messenger RNA of Aspergillus steynii IBT 23096, 3954 nucleotides long. RefSeq lists its product as uncharacterized. The coding region runs from base 419 to 3844 and encodes 1141 amino acids. The record is from RefSeq and is a predicted model, not a curated record. Lineage: Eukaryota; Fungi; Ascomycota; Eurotiomycetes; Eurotiales; Aspergillaceae. The transcript has 4 exons.
UAUUUCCUCGCCGUCUCUCGCUCUCGCUUCCUCCCCGCUCUCUCCUUUACCUCCAGAUAAACCUUCUCUCUGCGCUCAUCCUCAACGGCUCCCCCUCCCUCUUCUCCCCCCUCCUUUCUCUUUCUCCUGAUUCUCCUUCCGACAAGCUUUCUUCCUGUCCCUUGACUAUACUGUUCUGGGCCGGCGUGUCAGUGCUCUCGUCCGACUCGAUCAAUUUCGCCUCCCCGAACCACCGUGUCGCAUCCACUUAGCCCGCCCGAGCGUUCGCGAAGUCACGAUAGCGCGGGGGAAAAGUACGGGGGCAAUUCUUCCGUCCGGCGCCCAGCAUACUGAGCAUCCUUGUCGGCCCCGUACUGCAAUGCUCUAGAGCAGCGUAUCACCCCUUUCUCAGAAAUUAUUUUCUUUAAUAACGGUCAAGAUGUCUGCCGACGACCCCUUUUCCUUUAUUGAUAAUAAUAAUACCGAGCGGAAGCCGCCGAAAAAGGCCCAUUGGAGGGAGAAGUUGUUUUCCAAGGACCGACGCAACAAAGGCCCCGAUGAUCAGCAGAUUGAAGCGUUUCUGGCCCCUGCCCGCUCCAAGUCCGUAUCUUAUGGAGCGCCGCCCGCAGCUGCAGGCUCCCGAGGGCUGCCAACGCCCCGUCUAGACGUGUCCCAACGAUUCCCCUCGUCCCAGGAACUCUCGAAUACCUCCCCCACCACGCAUCCUGCGUCCGCCACCGAUGUCUACUCCUCUGUAAACUUCCCUAAACCCCCGAAGAAGCGCAAUGGGAAGGCGUUGAGGGUCAAGUUCAGCGACAAGGGGCCGGACUUGAUCGGCGAGGGUGGUGAUGAAUCCGAAGUUCCCACUAUGGAGAUAUCCCUUCAUCGUAACAGUCGACACACUCGCGGGCCCAGCGGGGGCUCUACCGACGCGGCGCCUUCAUUACCCCAGCUUCAGUUGGACACUUCGUUUGGAGACGGUCAUCGCGGAAUCACCCGGCAAAAGACGCGGCAUCGCAAAGAUGUCAACGACGAUGCGGAUCAGGAUACCACGAAGCCCAAGCCAUUGCUCAUUCAGAAUGCCCAGGACUCGGACUUCCUGAUGUCGCUGAAUCUGGGCGACAAAGGCUCCCGGUUGUCCUUCCGAGCCUCCCCGGAAUCCAAUUCGUUUGCCCAGCGGGUGCGUGACAAAAUGCAGGCCGAAGAAGGCCGUGCUCUACAACAGCAUCGAUACGAUGGACCAACAUCGCCCAGUAAGGAGAACCCCGGACAGCGACAGGCCGCCGACGACAGACCGGAUAGUCCUAGUUCGGCCUACGAUACACCUCCGCUGUCAGAGACCGAGACAACGCCGCCGUCGAAUUCUCUGCGAAGCCCCGUGAGCGAUGUGCAGGGGAGUCAAUUCAGCGCGCUGCCGCCGGGCAUCGGCGCAGGAACGAAUGCGCAAAACCGCUCUCCUACAAAAUCACUCCCCUCCAUCCCAAGCGAUUCUCCGCUGGAUCGCCUAAGCCAACAACUCAGCACCCGGGAAAUUCUUGAGUCGUCCCCUAAGAGUAACGCGCAACCGCCCAAGAUGUCUCUGCGGGCUGUUGCCAACCAGAUUGGCGACACCGCGUUCACUGAACUGAAAGCCUACGUGGCACAGUAUGAAGAUCUCAUCUGGCGGUCUGCCGAGAGCGUCAAACCCUUGAUGGAAACGUCUCUGGCCGAGUGGAUGCGGGCAGCCGUGUGGUGGUUUUUGCGGGGGAAGAAGAGACUAGAAGUGUACGCACGCGCUUCCCGCCCGUCGAGCUCCAGCGGGAGGCCGGCUCGGCGUACCUCUCCAGACGAGGCCAGACAGGCCGUGGUGGAUCUUGGAAAAUCAUUGUGGAUUCUCGAAAACAUCGUCAGCAAACACCCGGAAACGACUCGAUACGGUGCCAUGGGCGUUGAGGCCUUGCUGGCGGUCGCGAGCACGACCGGCGACCGACUACUGGCCGAUCUUCUGGCUUUACAUCAAGCGCUCUUGAACCAUUUGCGCUCGCUGGCCAUGUCGAUCAAGCGGAACAAUAUCAUCUCUACGAUCGGCACCGAUGGGGAGGCCGCUAGCCGUGGUGACAUGAGCAUCUGGGUGCGAUACCCCUUCUUCGCGCCAGACGUCUCCGCCGUGCUCUCGGGAACCGCGAGUCGGUCCAUGUUGAUCGACCAAUCUGGAAAAUCUCCGGAUCUGGUGCAUCUGAUGCCCCUAGGCGAUACGACCCGAUUUUUCAGCUACGGGAGUAUGUUUGUCGACGUUUACGUGAGCUCGAGCGACGAUGAUGCCGACCAGCAGUUCUCCAUCCCCUGUGUUUUGUCCAUCGUCCGCGAUCGAGGUGACUGGUACGUCUUUGCUGCCAUCACCAGCCAAAGCGAGCUGGUCAACGUCAUGAUCCAGUCCGAUCGCAAAAAGGGACCCACCUGGGAAAGUGUGGAUUGGCAGGUUCGAUCGCACUCCAUGCGGGUCAAGCUGCCCCGUGGCUUUGAAUUGGACGUCAGCUUCCAGGAGGAAGAUUUCAAGACACUCUGGAACAUUGUGCAGUACACCAUGAAAACGGAGGAUAGUCUCCAGCCGGAAGCCGGGGAAUCCGUGGUCUUCGAGAGCACUUUGAAAAUGUUUCACUACAUGGAUCCGGGAUCACAGAAGGCCUUCCCCGCCGAGCCCGUGGAGCGCUGUCGCCUUCGUCUGUUCGAGCGUUCGAUAACGGUGACCGAAGGCACUGGCCAGCGAAGCAUUCACCAGGGUCACCGGAUCACCGUGCUGACCAGCCCCAAGAUCAAGACGCUUAGCAACAUCCGGCACCUCCUCGGCUUCAAAGAACCGAUCGUGUUUGGCUUGCUCCGGGGCGAAGACGGGGCCCCUGCGCUUCUGAUCAAGGUGAAGGAGGAUGGCAGGACACGCUCGAUGCUGAUGACCUUCCAAGAUGACGAAGAGCGCAGUGCGAUUCAUUCGAUUCUUCUGGGAACGAUGCCGCAGGAAACGGAGGUGAAGACAUCGGACAUCCCGAUUCGUGCCUAUUCCAUCGAACAGCCUGCCGACCGACAUACUGGCAAACCCACUAAAACGCAUCUUCAGUUCCCGGCGGGCAGUGUCUCCGUGAUUGAUCAGGAGCAUCGACUCGUUGAUCAUGGGUACGGGCCCACGAUUCUGUCGGAACACCUGCGAGCGUUCGUAGCGACGGAAUGGGGAUCUGCUACCGAUCGUCUCAACCUUGGUCCUGGCGAGCUGAAACUUGGACUUGACAUCAACAACCGAACCGGCCUCAGCCUUUUCCGCCCUGGGCAGCAGGAUCUGACCCUUUCGCUGGCGGACAACCUCACGUCCCCUGAUAUGCCCGACUCGUUAGCCAAUUUCAUGAAACUCGCCACGACCAAACCCACGGUGCGACGGUUCGACUUUGCGACAGUAAAAGAUCUUCAUGCCUUCCAAGCGGCUGUCACUGGUUUCAAGGUGCUCUUUGACAGUGUGGCCUCGUCCUUUACGAUAUCCCGGCGCCGCAUGGUGGUUCCCAUUACAAAGAAGUGGGAGGCCAACAUGGCCCGAAUCCAGAUUGUGCAGCAGGAGAAGGUCGUACAGCUGCUGGCCUACCUGAACGACUUCCACUACGGCAAGUGCAUGAACUUCGUCCUCAAGGGAACCGACAUGCUGGAGAAUUUCGGUCGGGCCGGAAAAUUCGGGGUGAAGAUCGUUGAUGCCAAAUUCGCGCUGCCGAAGAACGACAACGACCCUGCCUCUGAUUUCCUGUGUCUGGACAUGCCGGAGUAUCCAAUUGAGCAUGAUGAUAUCUCAAUUGCCUUUGAUUCCGAAGCCGGUAUGUUUUCCAGCCCCACAUACGCGUCAUGCCACUGACGAGAUAAGACCGCACCAACUUCCAGGCGGCCGCUCCAGGAUCGGUUCGUGAAGCGUCACGAAUGAGUUCCCUCCGCCGAUAGCCGGGAAGGCCCACCGUCACGUGGGCC